Molecule: messenger RNA, 1419 nt
Organism: Fonsecaea erecta
Lineage: Eukaryota; Fungi; Ascomycota; Eurotiomycetes; Chaetothyriales; Herpotrichiellaceae
Exons: 4
Coding region: 1-1419 (472 amino acids)
Biological process (GO): CAAX-box protein processing
Cellular component (GO): endoplasmic reticulum membrane
Molecular function (GO): metalloendopeptidase activity
Source: RefSeq, a predicted model, not a curated record
AUGGCUUCUCUCCUGCAAAGUCUCGGCGACUUCCCUCGUCGUCUUGCGGCGUUUCUUGACCGCCCCGGCUUCCCGUGGAAGAAGUUGAUUCUGGGAUUCUCCCUGGGUCAGUAUGUGCUCGAAGGUCUCCUCUCCUUGAGGCAGUAUAAAGUGCUACAAAAGAAGAAGCCGCCGAAGACGCUGGAAGACGAAAUCUCUCAGGAUGUCUUCGACCAAAGUCAAGCGUAUGGUCGUGCAAAGGCCAAGUUCGGCUUCGUCUCCGGCCUCUACUCCCAGAUCCAAAACGUCCUCUUCAUUCAAUACGAUGUCUUACCUAAGCUCUGGUCACUGACGGGUCUCUGGCUGGCCCGUUACUUUCCCAGUCGAUUCUCCGGCGAGAUUUCCCACUCGGUGCUCUUCUUCUUCACCUUCAGUCUCAUUUCCCAGGUCCUGGCGCUUCCUCCUUCCUACUAUGGCACCUUCGUUCUGGAAGAGAAAUUCGGGUUCAACAAGCAAACCGUCAAGCUGUGGAUCACGGAUAUGCUCAAGAGCCAGGCGUUGAUGGUGGCGUUGGGAACGCCGUUGCUGAGUGCGUUUCUCAAGAUCAUCCAAGUGACGGGCACACGGUUCUUCUACUAUCUCUGGCUCUUUGGAAUCGUUGUGCAACUCUUUGCCAUCACCAUUUAUCCGAUCUUCAUCCUGCCUCUGUUUAACAAGCUCUCCCCUCUCGAACCUGGAGAACUUAAGUCUGGAGUGGAGGCUUUGGCACAAAGGCUCAAAUUCCCCCUGAAAUCGCUAUACGUUAUCGAUGGCAGCAAACGCAGUGCGCAUAGCAAUGCGUACUUCUUCGGGCUCCCGUGGAAGAAACACAUUGUCAUCUACGACACUUUGAUCGAAAAGAGCGAACCCCAGGAAGUGGUGGCGGUACUGGGUCAUGAGCUAGGACAUUGGAGUCUGUCGCAUACCACAAAACUGUUCGCAAUCGCCCAGUUUCACAUGUUCUAUAUCUUCGCACUCUUCAGCAUCUUCAUAGACAACCACUCCCUGUACUCCUCUUUUGGCUUUCACAACUCGCACCCCAUCAUUAUCGGCUUCAUCUUGUUCUCGGACGCCCUGGCUCCCAUGGACGCCGUGGUGAAGCUCUUGAUGAACGUGCUCUCCCGAAAAUUCGAAUUUGAAGCCGAUGCAUUCGCCACCAAUCUCGGGUACAAGAAGGAGCUAGCAAGGAGUCUGAUCAAGUUGCAAGUGCAGAAUUUGAGUACGAUGGACGCUGACUGGAUGUAUGCGAGCUAUCACUACAGUCAUCCCAUUCUGGCGGAGAGACUGGCUGCUUUGGGAUGGAAGAGUUCCAAGUCAUCCCCGGCAAAUGGCAAGAUUGUCGAGCUGGACGAGAAAGUUGCCGACUCGGAUGUGGUGAAGGCGAGCCAGAGGGAGCUGUGA